Xylona heveae TC161 is the source of this 4750-nucleotide messenger RNA. RefSeq lists its product as hypothetical. The transcript has 5 exons. NCBI's taxonomy places the organism in Eukaryota, Fungi, Ascomycota, Xylonomycetes, Xylonales, Xylonaceae. Gene Ontology annotation, biological process: intracellular transport. Bases 171 to 4631 code for a protein of 1486 amino acids. The record is from RefSeq and is a predicted model, not a curated record.
CAUCUCGUACGACGUCUUCAAGCCCUCGCGCAACCGUAACAACUGUGAAUCAAAGCGAUAUUCAAUCUCCUGCUCUCACUAGUUCCCUUGAAGCUCCCUUUUGAACAUCCCUCGUCAUCAGAGAUUUUGUCGUCAUCCCAACUUAUUCUUGGAUACCAUCCUGACUCGCAAUGUCUAAGCGUGUACAGAACUCCCAGGGAAGCCGUGAGGGCUUCUUUAACGGAGACGGUUCCGACGGAAGUUCCACAAUGGAUAGUCCCAGAAAAGCCACUGCGGCUCAGUUGGCUCGCCGACAGAUCAAACCAGCCAAGAGCAGUCGCCGAACCGGCAAUGCGUCCUUUUCAAGCCAAAACGCACCAGGUUCGCCCGUUGGACAGUCCAAUGGAAACGUUUUUGGAUCUUCCCUGAGCUUCCCACCGUCUUCCAGUGGUGACUCAGGUCAAUCGAAUUCCCAACCGUCUUCUUUUAGCGGAUUUGGCAGCACUGGUGGGGGUGGAUUCAACUUUGCCGCGCCGAGCGCAGGAUUCUCAUUCUCAGCUGGGCCGUCCUCUAACCCAUUUGCCAACCUAAAUGGCGCGUCGAACCAGACUGCUCAUACCAAGCCCGACAAUCAAUCCUCCGGGUUUAACUUCUUCUCACAGUCUCCCAGCGCUCCCCAGAGUAGCAAUGAAGCACCGAAAACCAACCUAUUUGGAAAUAUUAAGCCCGCCGAUCAAGCUUCAGGGCAGAAUAUCUUUUCCCAAUCCCUCAGCGCUCCUCAGAGCAGCCCCAAAGCACAGGAAAAUAACCUGUUUGGAAACAUCAAGCCCGCCGAUCAAGCUUCCGGGUCAAGUCUUUUCGACAAAUCACUCAGCGCUCCUCAGAGCAGCCCCAAAGUACAGGAAACUACCCUGUUUGGAAAUAUCAAGCCCGCCGAUCAAGCUUCAGGGCAGAAUUUGUUUUCCCAAUCCCUCAGCGCUCCCCAGAGCAGCCCCAAAGCACAGGAAACCAACCUGUUUGGAAACAUUAAACCCGCCGAUCAAGCUUCCGGGUCAAGUCUUUUCGACAAAUCAUUCAGCGCUCCUCAGAGCAGCAAUGAAGCAAAGAACACCAGUGUAUUUGCGAACAUAAAGCCCGCCGAUCAAGCCUCCGGGCCUAAUAACAUCUUUUCGAACCCAUUCAGCUCUCCCCAGAGCAGCAACAAAGCGCAGGAAAAGGACCUACCCGCCGACUCCAAGCCCGCCAAUCAAGUCUCCGGGUUGACUCACUCUUCACAGUCACUCAGCGCUCCUAAGAGCAGCAAUGAAGCAAAGAAUACCAGUGUAUUCGCUAACAUCAAGCCCGCCGAUCAAGCCUCCGGGUCUAAUAACAUCUUUUCGAAGUCAUUCAGCUCCCCCCAGAGCAGCAACAAAGCACAGGAAAAUGACCUGUCUGCUGACUCCAAGCCCGCCAAUCAAGCUUCAGGGUCCGAUAAUUCUUCUAUCUCCUCCAGUGCUCCUCAGAGCAGCACCAUCGAAGCGCAGAAAAAUAAUCUGUCUGCUGAUCAUAAACCCGCCAAUCAAGCCCCCGGGUCCACUAAUAUCUUCUCGAAAUCUUUAAACGCUCCUCAAAGUCGCAAUGAAGCACAGAGUGCCAGUAUAUUUGCAAAUCUCAAGCCCGCCAAUCAAGCCCCCGGGUCCACCAAUCUCUUUUCGAAUCCAUUCAGCGCUCCCCCGAGCAGCAAUACCGAAGCACAGACAAAGAAUCUGUUUGUUCAAGCGAAACCCGAUACUCAAUCUUCAGGGUCCAGCAAUAUCUUCUCGAAAUCAUUCAGCGCUCCUUCGAGCAGCGACAAUGAAGCACAGACAAAGAGUCUGUUUGCCCAAGCGAAGCCCGAUACUCAAUCUUCAGGGUCCAGCAACAUCUUCUCAAAAUCAUUCAGCGCUCCUCAGAGCAGCAACGAGGCACAGAAAUCUAAUCUGUUUGCCCAAGCGAAGCCCGAUACUCAAUCUUCAGGGUCCAGCAACAUCUUCUCAAAAUCAUUCAGCGCUCCUCAGAGCAGCAACGAGGCACAGAAAUCUAAUCUGUUUGCCCAAGCGAAGCCCGAUACUCAAUCUUCAGGGUCCAGCAACAUCUUCUCAAAAUCAUUCAGCGCUCCUCAGAGCAGCAACGAGGCACAGAAAUCUAAUCUGUUUGCCCAAGCGAAGCCCGAUACUCAAUCUUCAGGGUCCAGUAACAUCUUCUCGAAAUCAUUCAGCGCUCCUCAGAGCAGCAACGAGGCACAGAAAUCUAAUUUGUUUGCCCAACACAAACCCGACAAUCAAGCUUCAGGGACAAAUAGAUUUUCUCAACUGGUCAACGCUUCCCAAAAUGGCAAGGCAGAACAGGCAACCAGCAAGCCCGACACUCAAGCUUCAAAUGUCCCCCAAAAGAAGGACGUCCCUACAAACGCAAAUCAUACAAACUUUUCACAACUGCAGCAAAAUGGAGGCAUGAUUCCUGCUCAGAUCGGUGCGCUCAAUACGACAUUCAAGGACGCAGUUGCAGCCGCCUCAAUCCAUUCGGAUCUAUCUCUGCUCGUUCAAUCAUAUUUGGAACGACGCCAAGCUAUCCUUGACCAAGACGCGACAGGAGAGUUCGGUACCACUCACGUGACCUCGGCUCCCCCAGUAGGAGGCCCCCUUGGAUCAUCCAAUAAAAGAAAGGCGGACGACAAUAUCUAUGAAGAUAAACCCAACGACGCUGAAGCGACUCACAAGAAGGCCAAGCCCAACGAGCCUUUAAAUGGAGUGCACGCUACACAAACAACCGUUUUUAAUAGCCAUGCCGGUACAUCGAAUAAGGGAAAGGCAAAUGAAGAGAUCAGCAAGGCUCCGGAAAGCCAUGUUAAUGGAUCGAUGGAAAUGAAACCUGAUCGCCCUAUGACAAGCCCUGGCAACCAGCAAGCCGGUGGAAACGUCAGUACCCAAGCAAGUCUUAAAUCGGCAGCUCCAACCUCGGCAGGGCCACCAAAAUUCUCCAUGCCGAAAUUUGCGGGAGGAAACGCAAAUUUCGCAGCCUUCGGCAAAUCUGCCGAGGCGAGCAUGGAGAAAGAAAAGGCCAAACGUAAGGCCGAGGACUUCGAUUCUGAUGAAGAAUCAGAAGAACAAUGGGAGCGCCGAGAUCUCGAAGCUCAGCGGGCCAAAAAGGCCCGGCUCGCUGAGCAAUCCCAGGGACGAACAGCAAAGUUCGUUCCUGGGAAGGGCUUCGUUUGGGAGGGCGAGCGUAAGGACACUUCCCCCGAUGAACAGCGUGAUGCUAAAAUGACUAAUCAGGAUGCUGAAGCUCAGCGGUUAACCGCCGCUGAGCCGGCCGCUCGCCCGGCCCCAAACGUUUUCAGCAAUCCAAUAACAGCAGCAGCAGCAACAGCUGAAAUUCCAGCAUCGAAUACUGUUCGCCCCGCCCGAGGGGGCGAGGGGUCAAAGGAUUCCAGCUCCGUCACUGGACCUUUUCAGUCGGAGCCGGAGUCGGAGCUGGGGGCAGGCGUCAGUACUGCCUCCAGUGAUGAUGAUUCCGGUACGGCGGCCCCUCUCUCCCUUGCUGGCGGGGCUACCUCGUUGCUUGCCCCCCGGGGGGCUGCGGGCUCGAAGGACUCCAGCGACGGAGCUGGACCUUCCGGAACAAGGUCGGAGCUGGGGACAGGCAUCAGCACUGUCCUCGGUGAUGAUGGCUCUGAUACGGCGAGCCUUCGUUCCCCCGGGGGUGGGGCUGUCUCGAUUUUAGACAGCCCCAGAUCCGAAGUGGGGUCUGACAUCCGGGAGACGAACCUGUUUGCUAGUCCAUCUGCUGCACUUCCAAAGCUGGAAGGGCGGCAGGUAGAGGAGCUCCCGGAUGAUGCUGAUACCGUCGAGGACGCUGGAAAGGCUACCGAAAAGCCAGGCUUGACUGCUUUCACACCUGGCAGUGCGCUCCCUCCGGCGGCCUCACAGUCGCCUGGAGGGAGCAGCAUUUUCGGUAGCCCCUUCUCGACUGCACAGCCAGGCACCCUCUUCGGAUCGCCAAAGAGCGACCAAACGUGGAAGCCGGACUCGCCGAUAAAAUUCAGUCCCGGCACAACCUCGGUGGCGGCUCCCACGUCGUCGCUCUUUGGCUCUGGCAGCAACGUCGGGUUCGCAUUUGGUGGACCCCCGAAAGCGCCCGACUCGCUUUCUCCUUCCACGGAAAUUUCGCGCGCCACCACACCUGGAGCAACAACCGACACUGGCGCCGAAAGCGCAGCUGACUCAGCAGCUGACGCCGGCGAAGCCUCCGCUAGUGAGGCGCCUCAGGCGAACUUUUCUGCCCGGGGCCCUGGAGAGGAAAAUGAGGAUGUCCUUUUCCAGGUCCGAGCCAAGGCUAUGAUGAUGGUUACUAACGAUGGUAAGAAAGAGUGGGAGAACAAAGGUGUGGGCCCUUGCCGCAUUCUCAAGCACGAACACACGGGAAAAUCUCGCAUCGUGAUGCGGCAGGAUCCCAGCGGCACUCUGGUUAUCAACGCGGCUGUUUUAAAGGGAAUCAAAUAUGAGUAUAAGGCACCAAAAUCUGUUACAUUCCAAACAGCAGCGGCGGAUGGGAAGCUUAGUUUUUGGCUGGUACGUGUUGGUAAAGAUUCGGAUGCUAUGGAUUUGGCAAAGACUCUAGAGUCGGCCAAGUAAACGCCUGAGCGAGACGUACCCAAUCGAGUCUGCCUUCAACUCUCGUGUGUUGAUUGUACCGUCUCUUCUUCUACUACCUUUUUUGGAUUCUUUGUAUGAUGUUACCCGGGGGUAUUUUU